Messenger RNA from Rotaria sp. Silwood1, 876 nucleotides. The record is from the annotation of a GenBank genome assembly. NCBI's taxonomy places the organism in Eukaryota, Metazoa, Rotifera, Eurotatoria, Philodinida, Philodinidae.
UGUAAUACUGAUGACUUUUUUACGUUUUGUUUGAAAAUUAAUCACAAGACAGGAGAAGUAAUAUUAUCCCAUGCUGGUCCGAAUGGUAUUUACAAUCAUGAAAAGAUUCAAUAUCGAUUUGGUAAAUCUGAAAUAGAUUUAUCAAGAAUAGAUUUUAUUUAUGUAAGUGCAGGAAAUCAAGAUGUUCCUAUUCGUAAUUUAAUGAUUAAUCAUGAGCCAAUGCCUGAGUUGCAUCCAUCAUUUGAUAAAGAUUUUAAAAUAGAUACUUCUACUGUUGCUACACAUAUUAAUGAUAGCACUCCUAAAUCAAAUAUAAAACGAGCAGCAUCUUCAUUUCAACUGCCAACAAAAACAGAAAAUGUGUCUGUUUUCAAAAGAAUAAAGAACGCUCUAUUUUGUUCUUCUAUAAACGUUAAUGCAUCGAUAUCCAAUUCACCAAGAUCUAAUCCACCAAUACCCAACUCAACGAUAUUACAGGCACCAUCAAAGGUUUCAUCAAAAUUACCUCCUUGUCGUGAUUCUGUGUAUUGUAUGAAUCAAAACUCGAAAGAUCAUAUUAACAACUAUUCCCAUCCUUGCCGUUUUAAUGAACUAUGUCGAAAUAAGGAUAGUGAACCUCAUCUUGUUCACGAACAUCAUAAUGUUCCUAAAUGCUCAGAAGAUGAAAAUUGUUUCCAACUAAUAGAUCCUGUACAUCGUGCACAGUAUCGUCAUACAAGUUUACCUGAUUAUCUUAUUCCAUGUCGUUAUCAAGACAAUUGCUAUGAAAAGUCCCCGAAUCAUCGAAAAAAAUACUUUCAUGGUGAAUCAUUACCUUCAAUUAAAAGUAAAUUCUUAAAACGACGUGCAGUUAUUGAUACAAAAAUAUCUGUUUGA